GCUAGGUCAAGCAGCAACUGAUUGUAUUUUUUCAUUUGUUUCAGGAUACUAAGAAUCACUUGACGAUUAGUUUGUCACCAUGACCUCUAAAAACAGAACCAAUGAAAUCAUUAAAAAACUUAAAGCUAGCAAAAAACAUCUCCUGGAGGAGAUGAACGAAAAGCGUGACUCCAACUGCUUUGUGGAAAGAAGCAAUCAAGUCAGUUUAUUGAGAGUUCAAAAGAGGCAUUUCAGUGGUGCCUACCAGUCCUUUACUCACACCCAAAUCAAAGAACCCGUUCCUGACAGUGGCAGGAGCUCCUGGGUCACACUGAGUCUCCUGGUUCACACCGAGAAAAAGCACUUUCCUGCAAAAAGUAAGUUGUUAUGUAUGGUAGGAUUCCAUCCCCAACUGACAGGAGGGAUUUAUAAAUAAACUUGAGGAGGAUUUCUGGGGU
This is a messenger RNA of Lynx canadensis (Canada lynx), 437 nucleotides long. RefSeq names its product spermatogenesis associated 45 (gene SPATA45). The coding region runs from base 80 to 415 and encodes 111 amino acids. The record is from RefSeq and is a predicted model, not a curated record. The transcript has a single exon. Lineage: Eukaryota; Metazoa; Chordata; Mammalia; Carnivora; Felidae.